This is a messenger RNA of Cynoglossus semilaevis (tongue sole), 2728 nucleotides long. RefSeq names its product neurogenic differentiation factor 2. The record is from RefSeq and is a predicted model, not a curated record. Gene Ontology annotation, cellular component: nucleus. Gene Ontology annotation, molecular function: protein dimerization activity; E-box binding; DNA-binding transcription factor activity, RNA polymerase II-specific. The transcript is spliced from 2 exons. Gene Ontology annotation, biological process: positive regulation of transcription by RNA polymerase II; sensory organ development; nervous system development. Lineage: Eukaryota; Metazoa; Chordata; Actinopteri; Pleuronectiformes; Cynoglossidae. Bases 916 to 1980 code for a protein of 354 amino acids.
GGGCAAAAUGUUUGACCAAAAAAACAAAUGGACGCCCCGGCCCGACGCAGCAGCAGCAGCAGCAGCAGCAGCAGCACGGGUCAACAAGCGGGAGUUUUUGUUGUUCCACUGUUUGUGUUUGCUUUUUCUCCCUCUCUUACUGACGUUUACUCUCUCUCUAUCAUUUUUCUGUUUUUUCUUUCUCUCUCUCCUUUUUUCUGGCUGUGUGAGCGCUAGCGCGGUGACAGAUGGCGGGGGCCUCCUCCUCCCCCUCCACCCCUACAACCACCUCCUCUCUCUCUCCUCUUCUUCUUCUUCUUCUCCCUCUCUCUCUUACUCUCUCUCCUCCAUGCCUCUCAUCCCCCGGGGAGGGCAAAUCUCUUCGAAUGCGGGCGCAUGUCAAUCACCGGGCUCUCAUGUGAUGGCUCUUGCCGGUGACGUGCCAGCCAUAUGGGCGCUGGCAUCACUACCUUAGCUGGUAUGUAACCUCCGUCCCGGGUAGCUCUCUCUCUCUCUCUCUCACUCUCUCUCUCUCUCUCUCUCUGCCUCUGUCUCUCUCUCUCACACACACACAUUUGCAUACACUCACGUCUUUACGCACUCACACUUAAACACACAGACACGCCAAGACGCACGGUGCGUUCAUUAAGCUCCGCUUAUUCGAGUGUGCGCUUUGGGAGAAGAGGACACGAGGAAGAGAAGGAGAAGGAGAAGAGGAGCUCCAGCCCCGUCAGCGCCACUGAGGAGACGUUACCGCUGCCUCUUCCUUUGGCACUUUUAUGAAGGAGAAUCGUUCCCCUGUCAUUAUUCGCGACGCUCAAUGAAAAUGCUCUGAACGUAGACGCGUCUUUUUCUUCUUUUUCUGUUUCUUCUUCUUCUUCUUCUUCUUCUUCUUCCACCUGAUCCUCCUGCUGCCAAGAGCUCGACAGAGCCACGAUGUUGACCCGGCUUUUCACUGACCCCUCGCUGCUUCCAGACGUGCAGAAAUACUCGGGCUGGGCGGAUGACAGUGAAGGGGAGGACGGCAAAAUAAAGGACGAGGAUCCGGACACGCACGACGACAUGGACCCCUCUGAGCUGACAGAGGGCAGCAGGGCGCACUCCGAAAUCGCCGGGGAGGACGACGACGACCUGGACGAGGAGGAGGACGGAGAGGACACGGAGGGAGACAGGCCCAAGAAAAGGGGGCCCAAGAAGCGCAAGAUGACCCAGGCCCGCGUCGAGCGCUCCAAGAUGCGACGGGUAAAGGCCAACGCGCGGGAGCGGACCCGCAUGCACGACCUAAACUCUGCGCUGGACAAUCUGCGGAAAGUCGUGCCCUGCUACUCCAAGACGCAAAAACUGUCCAAAAUUGAGACGCUGCGUUUGGCUAAAAAUUACAUCUGGGCUCUGUCUGAGAUCCUGCGCUCUGGGAAAAGGCCAGACCUCGUGUCUUACGUCCAGACACUGUGCAAGGGACUGUCCCAGCCAACCACCAACCUGGUGGCAGGAUGCCUGCAGCUCAACUCCCGCAACUUCCUGACGGAGCAGCAGUGUCAGGACGGGGGCAGGUACGGUUCCGGCUCCUUCUCCAUGCACUCCUACCCGUACCAGUGUGCGCGUCUGUCCAGCCCGCACUGCCAACCGGGCUCGAACUCGCACCCACUGAGGACGCAAGGCUAUUGCUCGGCUUACGAUUCUCUUUACGGUGGGGGCGCGUCCCCAGAGUACAACAGCCCCGAGUACGAGGGGCCCAUCAGCCCCCCUCUCUGCAUUAACGGCAACUUUUCCCUCAAACACCAGGGCUCCGCAUCCCCGGACAACGAGAAGGGUUACCACUACUCUAUGCAUUACUCCGGCCUGCCCGGCUCCAGAGCCUCGGGGACGCACAACCUGGUGUUUGGGUCCUCGGGGGCUCGGAGCGGCAUUCACAAUGAAAACGUUCUGCCUUACCACGACAUGCACUUACACCACGACCGUGGGCCGGUGUAUGAUGAACUGAACGCGUUUUUUCAUAAUUAAUAACAAAAAAAUAAAAAAUAAAAAAAAGACAGACAGACAUUUUGUGCGUCAUAUUGCAAUCAAAAAUCCACCCGCGCCCCACAGUUUGGAUCAGCCGUGACUCUGAUGUUCCGGACAACUGUUUAACCCACUGUCAACUGAGAUUUUACUUGAAUUUACGCAGCAUUCAAAGAAAUGGUUUGCGGUAGUCAAGAAUGUAGUGGAAGGAAAUGAUGGUUUGCGCCAAAAUGGAUCCAUCAAACUAAAAAAAAAUAAUCAAUUGAUCAAAUUGAUAACAUUCAAGUGUUAAAUGUAUUUGUUUGAGUAAUUGACUUGAUGUCAUUUAUUCACUAUCUACGUCACUGACGUCACUGACUGAAGCUUCACGACCAGCUGACGUUGGCGGUUGUUCGUCUAAAUCAACCAAUAAGCUGAAGCAGCUCACACCGUUCUCACCUUUACACGCGGGAUUUGGAGGUGGAUGUUCGUGUGAUCAUUUUUCUCUCAUUAAUAACAUGUGAGGAGACGACAGUGUGUUAAGUAGGGUGCUCCUUGAAAAAAAAAAAAGUUUGUUGUCCUUCAACUCAAAUCAGUCCAGUUGUUUUACAUCUAUGCAAAAACCCAACACGACCCACUCUCACACACACACACACACACACACACACAGAUUUAUACAUACAUUCUUGCACAAAAUCAGCAUAGAACAGCUCUGACAAUUGCUGACUUUUUAGUUUUUAAUUCAUUCCUGAUUUAUUUACUGGUCUGAAUU